CUUUGUGCAGAUUAUGGAUUUCUGAACAUUAAAAAGCAUUAGCUAAUAAGUUAUAUAUUUUGUACUUAAAUGCUUUGUUUAACCCCAAAUCAAAAUAGGCUAGGCAUUAUCUCUCCACUUUAUUGAACAUUGUCAGUGACAAAUAAGUUGGCAUUUCGGACAUAAAUUCAGUGUAAUCUUGGUGAAAUUGUUGAAACAAUUAGUUGUAUGUGCAAAAAAUUAGGGGAACUAAAGAAGUUUUUCUGCAUUUUCGAACUAGUUUAGUGACUCCAUGUGUUUAUUUGUGAAGGUCGGUGUUGAUUUGUGUAGUGUGUUUAUCCUGAUGUGUCUGCCAUCGGCAACGCUGUUGCAUCUGUAAAUAAGUUUGGCAAUCCAUUCGGCUCGGAUACAAAAUUUUCUGUGAUUUUGCCUCAUUUUUCGAAAUUUAAUCUUUACAAAUUCGCCGAGAUGGCUUCCUUUAGUGCCUCGUCGUCGUAUCACAAGAAAACGAAUCGCGUUGCUAUUAAAAGCACUUCUCCUGUGUCGAAUGCGAUAUCCCUGCCAGCUAGCCGUAUUAAGCGGAAAAGCGUCGUCAAGCGGGCCACAGCUGGGGCAUUAACAAGUCAAAGUCUUGGCCUGGUCACUGGGAUGGACAGGGACGAUCGGUUCCUCCCGCACCAGAUUGCGGCAGCAAAGGCACAAUCAGCUACCAGAAAAAAAACAGUUCCUCCGAUCCCACCGCCACGCCCACUCCGCAGGGCGGGAGCAGCAACAGCAGCCACAGCAGGAACAGGAGCAGGAGCCGCUCCUCCAGCCGCCGCUUACCUUGCUGCCCAGGUGCCUUGUGGUGGCAAAGUCUCGCACUCUGGCAGCAGCACCCCACCACUGCCAUCGUCCGCCAUCAAGAGCUCGUUGGCCAACCGCAGGGUCGCCGGUGGCAAGAUCCCGGAUCAGGUGAAGCGUCGCGUCAAGUUCUCGGCCAAUGUCCAUACAUUCACGACGGUCACCAACGCCAAGAAGUCCACCCGGAUUGGCGAGCUGCAGCUGAAGAAAAAGGUUAAGAAGCUGAAGCGAAAUCGACCGCGUCGGGAGGGCGGAAGUGGUGGUGUUACCGGCGUGUCGGAAAGCGGAUCCAUCAAUCAAAACAUCGACAAACACGGCACCAUUGUUGAUGUGGAAUCCCUGAAGGCACCAUCACCGCCACGCGUUUUACGCCUGAACGUUGUGGGCAAAUCCUCACCAGCAACAGGCAAAUCAGCUCUAGCCGAAGCACUUCGAAGAAAGGCUCAGAGAUCUUUGCUGAGCAAUUCAGCAGUUACUCAGGAAAAGACCAGGGAAUUGAAAGCAACAGGAAGUAGCGGGAGCAAAAAGGUCAAGAGAAAGGCAACGAGUGGCAGUACGAAGACGCUGCUGGGAUCUAGCUCUAAUUUGGUGGAAAACAGUGCGGAAUUGGCAGGGCGUAAGAAAUCAGGGGCGGCCAAAACGACAGGGAUUCAGCGGUGUAGUAUAACAAAGCCUCUCAAUGGGCGGCGAGUCAAUGGAAAAGUCGUCUGA
Messenger RNA from Drosophila gunungcola (fruit fly), 1533 nucleotides. RefSeq lists its product as uncharacterized. The coding region runs from base 448 to 1533 and encodes 361 amino acids. The transcript has 3 exons. The record is from RefSeq and is a predicted model, not a curated record. Lineage: Eukaryota; Metazoa; Arthropoda; Insecta; Diptera; Drosophilidae.